Molecule: messenger RNA, 6116 nt
Organism: Porites evermanni
Lineage: Eukaryota; Metazoa; Cnidaria; Anthozoa; Scleractinia; Poritidae
Source: the annotation of a GenBank genome assembly
AUGCAUCGGAAGACAGAUCAGCCGCAACUAAUGGUAAUAACAAUGGUUUUACGUAAAAAUUAAUUGAUAGAUGUAUAACCUCUUCCUUUUAUAUCUAUUGUAUCUACUUCGCAUGUGCGAGCAAUCUCUUUCUUAAAGCCCCCUUUAACUUUGUUCAGUGGACAGCGGACAGGGAAACGCGUCUGCGGGAACGAGAUUGAUGAUGAUGAUUAAUUCAAGUGCUAUAACUAUUUUUAGGUAGAUAUUAAGUAUUAGCAGUGUAAGGGUCUUUCUAGCAAAUAAAGAUAACGUAGCAAGAAGCAUUACUGGCCUCAGUUGUUCAAACAUAAGCCGGACAGGGCUAUAGACCACUGGAUGAAUCACUAUCCUGCGAAUAAGUGUUAGGAAAGCUAAUAAGUUAUCCAUUGAAUAGAGAUUUAUCUAGUGGAUAGAGUUGUCUAACCUUUUAACAAAUGGGGCCUGAUGAUUAAAAGCUAUUACAAAUUAUCGGAGCGGUUAGGUUGCGUCUUGGAGUAAUAGAAAUCAAUAUUAAUGGCAAAACAGUCAAUUCAAUACUAAAUGGUUUUAUAGGGUCGGUAGCUCAAAACAGUCCCACUAGCCAGGAUUCUCGGGGGAGGGGGGAACUCCUCAUAAUGGCUUAUACGGGAGGGAUACCUUUUUUAGGCUUCAGAUAUAUCAAAGAUUAGGGAAUUCAUGAGUUGAAGUGUAGAAAGGGUAGGGGAAAUUAACAAGUAACAAUUAUUUAAAGAGGGACUAAAAUUGAACUUUUCAAAAAGAUCAGCCCUCUGGCUAAAUAAUUCAUUUAUUAAACGUUACACGAGAAUGACAAGACAACUUGCCUUUUUAGUGAUUCAUUAAGACUUGUUAAUUAGGUAUGUGAAAAAGGGUACCUUCUUGCAAUGAAAGGUAUUUCUAUCAAAACGGCAUAUCCAAAGGGAAAGGGGCUGAACCUCGGAGCGGAGCCUCCCCGUAUAAGACUUUGGUGAGAAACCUCCUGCCCCCUGCUGGCCAUGAUUAGCGGUCACUACCGGGAAUCGAACCCAGAACCUCAGAUCUUGAACAGGUCAAUCCUUGCUCUUAAAGAAAAACGUUACUUACUAAAUAGGAGAAUACAUGUCAAAAAGGUACCAUUUUGCAAUGGAAGUUGGAAAACUCUUUCCUGUCAAAAAUGGUAUAUAAAAGGGUAAGGGGUAGAACCUCGGCGAGGAGCUUCCCCGUAUAAAAAUUAGUUGAGUAGCCCUCCCACCCCCCAAUCCCACCAGGAUUAGAGGUAACAUCAGGAAAUCGAACCCGGGACCUCUUGCACAGGUCAAUCCUUGCUCUCAAAGAAAAACACCUUACAAGGCUAUUGACUUUUAAUUUCACAGGUUCCUAGACUAGCACCUGAAGAUGUGAUGGCUGAAAAAUUGGCAGCUGAAGUAAUAAGCAGCAGUUUAAGAGAGGUUGCUGAAAUCGUUUUAAAAGAAGAGGUUGUCUCUGUUGUUGCACAUGAGGUCAGUGAAGCGAGAGAGAAAAACAGCGCUGUAAAAUUGAUACCUGACUUUGUGAUCGAGUUACAAAGUCUACGUAGGGCGACUGAGGUACUCGUACGCGAAGAACUUCUAAAUGUGAUCGCUGAAGACUUGGCAGCGAAAGUAAUUACAAGCAGUUUAAGAGAAUUGGAAAGCGUCUCUUUGGUUGAAGACAUUGCAUCUGAGGCAGAGAAAAUAAUCCCAGAGGCCACCUGCGAAUCGACUGAUAGUGUGAUCAAGCCUGAAUCUGAAGAUCCCGAGGUGCAUAGAAGCGUCAAAGAAACCUUGAGUGACGUCACUGGGCCUAGUGACGAUGACAAGUUCAGCAACAAAGCCCAUGAGUGCUUUUUAGAAUGGGAAACCGUCAGUGCAGUUCAACCAGAAAUUGCCUUGGAGUUUGAAAAUGUAACUGCAGUCACUGAGAUAUGUUUACAAGAAGAGGUUGUCUCUGUUGUCGCACACGAGGUCGGUGAAGCGAAAAAGAAAAACAGCGCUGUAAAAUUGGUACCCGACUUUGCAAUCGAGUUAGAAAGUUUACGUGGGGUGACUGAGGUACUCGGACAAGAAGAACGUAUAAAUGUGAUCGCUAAAGACUUGGCCGCAGACGUAAUUACCAGCAGUUUAAGAGAAUUGGAAAGCGUCAAUUUGGUUGAAGAAAUUGCAUCUGAGGCAGAGACAAUCCAGGCCGUUGUAUGCGAAUUGACUGAUAGUGUGAUCGAGCUUGAGUCUGAGGAUCCAGUGAUGGAUGAAGUCAGUGAAACCUCGGUUGACCUUCUUGUUGACAAAAUCAGCGGUGCAGUGGAAGGGAGUGAGUGCAUGUUAGAAUGGGAAACCGUCGGUGUAAUUGAGCCAGAAAUUGAGGUCGAGUUUGAGGGCGUAGCUGCUGUUACUGACAUUCCCGUACAAGACGAAAUCAUCUAUGGUGUCGUCCAUAACUUGAGCACAGAAGUGAAACCGGCCCUUUCUUUCGAGCCACAAAGUGUUACAGCCGCCAUUGAUAUUCCUUUCGAGCUGGGAAAUUCCACAAGGAGUACUCGCGAGUCAGUUUCAACGAAAAAAGAGAGUGCGUUUUUCCCAGAAUGUUCACUGCAGAUGGAAAACGGCAGUGAUGUUUCUUCGAUCUCCAAUGAAGCUGCAGCUGCAGAAGUAAAAACAUCCUGCACGCUCUGGCCUGAAAGUUCAUUGGACUUGAAGAGUGUAAGUGAGGUCGUUUAAUUUCGUUUAGAAAUAGAGACUGUGACUGAUCACUCAUGCCUCACUCAGACUGAAUUGCAGGCCGACAGUUCAAAUACUUUUGAGUGAUUGCUUGAUGGUAACGAAAUCCUCUUGUACAUUGUAAAUUAAAAAGAUCUGCCUCGACUCCAGAGUGCUAAUUUAGCCUUGAAGCACAAGGUCUGAUGGAGCCAUUUGAGUAUAAUCAAGGCCACGUUGGGUCUCUUUCCAAACUAUGAAUCUGCAGCUUUAAAUUUGCAAAAAUACAUACAAACAAACUACACCCACCCAUGUAUCAUGUUUAAAAGUUGUUCUAGGAACUACUUUGUUUUAAUAUGUAUUUUUGUGCCUUCAGGUUGAAAUGUAUGCAGCUGAAUGCCCAGAUCCCAACGAUGAUAUUAUUGGAAAGAAGACUAUGCCAAACAGAGCAUUCGGACUAACUUGGUAAGACCUUCCCCUAACAGAAUGCUAAGAGGGAGUGAUCGAUUUCUUGAUCCCUCACAAUGUUAAUCCCGGCGAAAUUCAAGAUUACAGUACGAAGUCUUUAGUAUUAAGUGCACUGAAAUAUUGUACUGAAUUUGAGCCUCUUUUUUUGGGCUUCGGUUGAAACGUAUUUAGACAAGCUGGAAUCGAACCAAUGUUUGUAACCUUUGUUUGGUGUCUUCUAUAUUCCAGCAACACAGCGCAAGUUAAUUGCCAACACGUUUUUAAAAAAGUUGUUGGAAUUUACCUUGUGUUGUGUUGCUGGCCUCAGCGUUUUAACUGCAUGACGCGGGAUUUGAAACAAAGGAUUUCAGCGGAAUGGAUCUUGGGUAUAAAUUACUGUAGUUGCACUCGGCCUAGGAUGGUAAUCAUGCAUGAGAACUUUACAAGGUGUUUCAUGAUAUGGACUUUAAAAAUUCCGGUUCUUUGGGAAGUAAAUAAAUAAAACGUUAUGGCGUAACAGCUCGUUGACAUAAUUAUGUUCUCUGAAUUAGGCUUAGUUUAUACUGAUAUAUAAAUAGAGGAAGACAAACAGGAUAAAUAGGCGCUUGAAAGUCCCGAGCUUCCAAUUAGAAAGUUUGCGUGUAAACAGGAGGAAAACUGGAAUUUGGUGGUUACCGUUACCUGUGGUCUUUUACAUAUUUCAGCGUUGUCGGAAAAGUAGACCAACAUGUCUUAAACGCUGAAGCAGUCGAAUUCAUCACACGCUUUUCAACAACUAGCGGUUUUGGAACAGACAAAUUUGCCGAACCGGCGCAUGGGUAUGUUUUAUAUUUUAUUUCUAUUGCGCUCGUGGGAACUUACUCAUUUAUGAGAGCUAACUGAGAUAUUUCACAAAAAUGUGUGCGUGUAAACCAAAAGAAAAGUUCUUUGGUCCUUUAGGAUUGUCUUACCACCAUGUACAUGUAAACAGCCAUUCUGAGAUUCACCCAACUCGUAGGUCACUGAAAAACAGUGACCUCGAUUUUAAAAGCUAUCCCUAUGAAAAGCUUGCUAAGUAUCGCACUAGCUCAACUGCAACAAACUGCUUCAGGUUUUCCCUAUCAGAACGUAGACGAAUCUGUUAAGUCUCUUAGCUGCUUUCCAGCCUCGCAUCGAGGAGUCGUACAGUGAUUCAUUUUAGGCCUUCUCCUCUUUUCACACUAGCCUGUGAUCAUUUAAGUUAGGAAAAAAAACCAAUAAAAGAGUUCACUAGAAGCUUGAUCCCUUUAAUUUGAAAUCUUGCGUUGAGUAUUGGCCUGCUUUUCUUUGCUGUUAAUUUGAAAAGCAAACUGGAUCUUGCUGUUUAUUGUCGCCUAACGUCUUUUAUAUUUUUCAGAAUUGCAGGACAAGUUGACCAGCAACACCAUGUUUUAAACCCUGACGCGGAUGAAUUCAUCCCGUGCUUUCAAGCAACUCGCGCAUUUGAAACAAACGUUUUUGUCAAACUGGAGCCUGGGUAUAAAUCAUACUUUGCAUUUCUAUUGCGCAUUUAUUUAAAAAGGACGUUAUAUCCAUUUAUGAGAACCAAUUGGGUAAUGUUAGGUAUAGAUGAUAGUCUACGGGUCCUUUUAAGAAGCAACAUUACAACUUCAUAGCAUAUCAACUUGACUCACUUGUAGUGAGUCUUGGCCUGUUUUUCUUUGACCUUUGAACGUAACAGGACUCCAGGUAAACAAGAACGUGUUGGUAACCGUUGUCUGUCGUUUGUUUUUAAUAUUUCAGCAUUGCUAGACAGGGCGACCAACGUCAUAUAUUGAACCCUGACGCCGAUACAUUUAUUCCACGCUUUCAAGCAACGGGGGAAAAUCAAACAGACGAUUUUGACAGAACGGAGUUUGGGUAUGUAUUUUAUUUUAUUUCUAUAUUGUGCACUUAGGAAGAGUAUCAUUUAGGAGAACUAAGAAAAAGUCAAGCAAGAAGAAUAUGCGCGGGAGUAACGUUCGUUACUUUCCCACUACAAUGAUGUCAAGUAACACAAAUGACAAGUUAUUCCGCCCUCUAGGGCCUUCUUGCCGUACACUUCUUUUCACCCAGUUUUUAUAGCAACAUGAACAUGCCCAGUAAAACAAGCGACAGCAUGCCAGUGAAACGCUCAAAUUUAGAAUUGAUGUAGCUGACAAUCGCCAGGUUAACUAUUUUUAUUUCACACAGAAUUACUGGAGGAAGGCAUUCUUUGAACGUUUAUGCAAAAGACUUUGUCCCUGCCGAUUUUCAGGUUAGUAUAUUUUCAGAAAUGAUAUUGACCUUAUCAGCAAAAGAUAUUACAUGAAAUUUCCUUUUUAGCUCAGAAAUGCCAUUAGAGCAGCUCUCUGAGGAUUCCGUCAAAAACGCAUCAUCUCUCUUUUUGGAACCUCCCUACAAAAAAGAAGAAUACCGUUUGACUGGCUGUGCAUCCUGCAAUAGUUUUAUUUAAAGUAUGCUAAUUUCUACAUUACAGCCACUGGAGUAUAGGUAUUUUUUUCUUUUCUUCGUAAGAAACGAACAAAACAACAGCCUAAAAGUACUUACACCUCCAAGGACUCGUUUUUUGUCGUAACAAUAAACCGAGUAACUUUAUUAAUGCUACUACUCUAAUACGAUAUUUAAACGAAUAUUUAAAAUGACUGAAAAUUUAUCAAAACAACAAAAAGGGUUAGUUAUUUAUCGAAAUAACAAAAAGGGUUUUUUUUCACUUUAGUACUCUCAAGAAAAAUAAUUUCGAACGAACACCAAUAUCGACCGGAUCCUACUUAUUACAUUCUCCAUUCUAAUCUUUUUUGAUUACAGAACAGAGCGAAUGCCUCCAUGAUUGCUCCUCCUGAGUACGAUGUGGCCCCCAUAGCAGCUCCAGCCAUGCCACACCCUGUCAGACCACGACGUCGAUCCAGACGUCAGAAUAAUCCAUCUGUCUUAAAUCAUCCCCAGAAUCUACAGCCAAGAGGUAUUUAG